AUGGGACAAUCUAACGAUGAUGCAGCUUCUUCUUUGGCUGCAAUUGAAUCAGUAGAGUCUUCUACUGGCUCGAAAAUAAACGAAAUUAAUAUCGACUUCUCGUGGUCAUCGAUAAGAAAGUACUGUUCAACAAGAUUUACAGAGCUCAUUCCUUCCAGAGAGAUGGCCAAGGCCAAUCGGCAUCUAUUGAACCCACUUCCUGGUUUGAAGAUGAUUGAGAGGCAACAGUGGUUGAUGAUUAUUUCGGCCUUUGCCGGUUGGUCUUGGGUGGCAUACGAUUUUUUCACAAUCUCUAUGAACACCACCGUCCUUGCAGAACAAUUUGAUAAAUCUGUCAAGGAUAUUACUUGGGGUAUAACAUUGGUGUUAAUGCUCAGAUCUGUUGGUAGUAUAGUAUUUGGAUAUUUGGGGGAUCGGUACGGACGGAAAUGGCCAUUGGUGAUCAAUCUAUUGUUGGUCUGCUUCUUAGAAAUUGGUACGGGGUUUAUUCAAACCUUUAAGGAAUUUUUAGCUGUCAGAUCCCUCUUUGGAAUUUUAUUGGGAGGAGUCUAUGGCAAUGCUGCAGCCACUGCUUUAGAUGACUGUCCGAUAGAAGCGAGGGGUAUUAUAUCUGGUUUCAUUCAGCAGGGUUAUACUUUUGGCUACUUGAUGGCCGUUAUAUUUACACGUGCCAUUGCCGAUAAUUCACCAAAGAAGUGGAGAGCCAUGUUUUGGUUUGGAGCCGGUGUUAUGUUUUUAAUUGUCAUUUUUAGAAGUGUAUUACCAGAGACUAAGGCUUUCUCUGAUGCUCAGAAAAUCUUUGAAUAUAAUAAGGCUCGUGGCAUAAGGCAAAAGGACUUUGGAAGUAAGGCAAGGGCAGCCUUUAAAAGUUACUGGUUGAUGAUUGUCUACCUUGUGUUUCUAAUGGCUGGCUUCAACUUUAUGUCCCAUGGUUCACAGGAUCUCUAUCCAACGUUGCUAACUGUUCGUUACUCUUUCUCUGAGGAUAAGUCAACCGUCACAAACUGUGUUGCAAAUAUCGGUGCACUCUGUGGUGGCAUUAUUAUUGCACACUUUUCCAGCUUCGUUGGUAGAAGGCUAACCAUCAUUAUUUGUUGCAUAGUUGGAGGUGCAUUGAUAUACCCUUGGGCCUUUUUGGAUUCAGAUGCCAUUAAUGCAGGAGCAUUUUUUCUGCAAUUUUGUAUACAAGGUGCUUGGGGUGUGGUUCCAAUUCACCUAUCAGAGUUGGCACCACCUUCGUUUAGAUCAUUCGUCGUUGGUGUAGCAUACCAAUUGGGUAAUUUGGCAUCUUCUGCUUCAUCUACUAUAGAAAGCACCUUGGGGGAAGAUUUUAUUACGAAAUCUCCCAGCGGUAAGCGGAUAUAUGAUUAUGCUAAAGUGAUGGCGAUAUUUGUUGGCUGCGUAUUUGUAUAUGUAAUUUUCAUUACCUUUGUGGGGCCUGAGCGUAGAAAUGCCUCAUUAAAAAUGGAAGAAGAGGUAAAAGGCGACCAAGCAGAUGAUAUCUCAGAAAAGUUCGUAACCGUACAUGGUCUGGAUGAUGAGGAAGCCAACUCGUGCUCUAACGACUAA
Messenger RNA from Brettanomyces nanus, 1569 nucleotides. RefSeq lists its product as uncharacterized. The transcript has 2 exons. Gene Ontology annotation, cellular component: plasma membrane. Bases 1 to 1569 code for a protein of 522 amino acids. Gene Ontology annotation, biological process: plasma membrane lactate transport. Lineage: Eukaryota; Fungi; Ascomycota; Pichiomycetes; Pichiales; Pichiaceae. Gene Ontology annotation, molecular function: secondary active monocarboxylate transmembrane transporter activity. The record is from RefSeq and is a predicted model, not a curated record.